Molecule: messenger RNA, 1936 nt
Organism: Alosa alosa (allis shad)
Lineage: Eukaryota; Metazoa; Chordata; Actinopteri; Clupeiformes; Clupeidae
Gene: parvg
Product: parvin, gamma
Exons: 13
Coding region: 197-1129 (310 amino acids)
Biological process (GO): actin cytoskeleton organization; cell projection assembly; establishment or maintenance of cell polarity
Cellular component (GO): cytoplasm; actin cytoskeleton; focal adhesion
Molecular function (GO): actin binding
Source: RefSeq, a predicted model, not a curated record
UCGCAUCGCCUCUGUGUUUCCGCUGAUGCAGCUCUGCAACACAAUCCAGAGUUCUUCUGCUGUCAGGACUGUCCACUCUCUUCUGGACAAACAUUUUGUUUUGAGUUCAAAUCUUAGGACACACUAAGGAGGGACGUCUGUGUGGUGCUGCUUCACUGCAGGAGAGAAAUGGAAGGAGCCAUUGAGCAGUGUGCUGAUGAGCCUCCUCAAGGGUGAAAAGAGACAGAUGAUUCAGCCAACGUGCCUGAAUGACCCCAAACUGAAGAUUCUGCAAGAGGUCCUGGUGGACUGGAUUAAUGCCACUCUGAAGCCAGAACACAUCGUAGUGCUGAACAUAGAGGAGGACCUCUAUGAUGGGCUGGUGUUGCAUCAUCUCUUAGGCAGGCUGGCAGACGAGCACGUGCCCGUGGAGGAGAUCGCCAUCACGUCAGAGGCCCAGGUGCGGAAGCUGGGGGUCAUCAUGGAGGCCCUCAACACCAAGCUGGGGGUCACUGAUGAGACCGCAAAAUGGAGCAUUGCUCUCAUCCACAGCAAGGACCUGCUGGCCACUCUUCAUCUGCUGGUUACCAUGGUGAAGCGCUUCCAGCCUGACCUGCCGCUGCCCCCAAACGUCAGCGUGGAAGUCGUCCGCUUUGAGGUCAACAGAAGUGGAAUCAAAUCAGUUAAACACAUUGAACACAUCACAGAGGGUCGGAGUGAUUUAGAUAAAGACUCUGACAAAGUGUCAGGGGGAGGAAACCAUUCUGAAAAGCAAGACCAUAUUGAUCAGCUCAUGCUCCUUGAACCACAAAAGAUCUCUGCAUUCAAACAGGCCAUCCUUCAUUUUGUUAACAAGAAUAUGUCAUCCCUGGGUCUGCAAGUGCUGGAGAUGGAGAAGCAGUUUGCAGAUGGCGUCAUGCUGCUCCUGUUGAUUGGACAACUUGAGGGCUUUUUCAUCCCCCUUUAUGACUUCAGCCUCAGCCCAUCAUCUGACCCUGACAUGCUACACAAUGUCACUCUGGCCUUGGAAAUACUCCAUGACCAAAACAUCCACGUGGGCAAUGUUGAUCCCCAAGACAUUGUGGCCCAGGAUGUAAAGGCCACACUGAGGGUCCUGUACGCGCUGUUUAAGAAGCACAAGAGCAAGUGACCUGGGACGGGACUGAGGGUCAGCCGAUGGAACCACCAAGGAGAUCUUAGCUCAUAACUCACACAGUGUUCAAUAAUACCAAGUCAAAACAGUGUCACCAAACAAUGAAUUUGCUUUAGAUUAUGUUCUUCUUUUUCACCCACACCCAUUUUCCACACCUCCCUCUCACCCCAUCAUUACGGUCAGACACACACAGACAGCACAUCCAUGGUAUGGCCUCAACAGUAUUAUUUGAAUAGAAUAAUGAGUUUGAGCCAUGUGCCUGACGUGCUCAGCCUGUGGAGGAGCAGAGAGGGUGGGAGUCAGUGGGGGAGAUUCGUCACUCACGCUGACAUUAACAAGACAGUGAGCAGCCUUAGCCACAAUGGCCAUCAAGAGAAGUGUGCUUUCCUGGAUAACAACGUUACUGAAUGUCACAUAUUUCAACUCUUCUGAAUCCUCCCCCUUCAUUCUUCCAUUUGCUACCUUUGAACUACUGCAAGGGCCUCAGGGGACUGACUGUAAGAUGUGUGCCAUAUGCAAUAUGGUCUCCUUUGACGUUCUGUGACUGACUGUAAGAUGUGUGCCAUAUGCAAUAUGCUCUCCUUGGGACUGACUGUAAGAUGUGUGCCAUAUGCAGUAUGCUCUCCUUGGGACUGACUGUAAGAUGUGUGCCAUAUGCAGUAUGGUCUCCUUGGGACUGACUGUAAGAUGUGUGCCAUAUGCAGUAUGCUCUCCUUUGUCCUUCUGUGACUGACUGUAAGAUGUGUGCCAUAUGCAGUAUGCUCUCCUUGGGACUGACUGUAAGAUGUGUGCCAUAUGCAGUAU